Messenger RNA from Amaranthus tricolor (Joseph's coat), 1626 nucleotides. RefSeq names its product 26S proteasome regulatory subunit 4 homolog B-like. Lineage: Eukaryota; Viridiplantae; Streptophyta; Magnoliopsida; Caryophyllales; Amaranthaceae. The transcript is spliced from 6 exons. Bases 96 to 1430 code for a protein of 444 amino acids. Gene Ontology annotation, cellular component: proteasome regulatory particle, base subcomplex. Gene Ontology annotation, molecular function: proteasome-activating activity; ATP binding; ATP hydrolysis activity. Gene Ontology annotation, biological process: proteasome-mediated ubiquitin-dependent protein catabolic process. The record is from RefSeq and is a predicted model, not a curated record.
UUUCUUCUAUUAAAAUUGGUCCGUUCUUGUUUAUAACCCUUGUUCGUCAUCCUUACUCCAACACUCAAUUUGUUUGACCUGGAAACUCCACAACCAUGGGACAAGGAUCAUCAGGUUUAAAUCGUCCAUCGAAUUCCGGUGACAGAAACCAAAACUCCGACAAAAAGGACAAGAAAUUCGAGCCUGCUGCUCCUCCUUCUCGAGUGGGUCGUAAACAACGCAAACAAAGAGGCCCAGAUGCAGCUGCUAGAGUACCUGUUAUUACCCCUCAUACUAAAUGCAAAUUAAGGCUUCUUAAACUUGAAAGAGUUAAAGAUUAUCUUUUAAUGGAGGAAGAAUUUGUGUCUAACCAAGAAAGAUUGAAACCCCAAGAAGAGAAAACCGAAGAAGAUCGAUCUAAAGUUGAUGACCUUCGUGGGUCUCCUAUGAGUGUUGGAAAUUUGGAAGAAUUGAUUGAUGAGAAUCAUGCUAUUGUUAGUUCUUCUGUUGGACCUGAAUAUUAUGUGGGUAUUAUGUCUUUUGUUGAUAAGGAUCAAUUGGAGCCUGGAUGUUCUAUUUUGAUGCAUAAUAAGGUUCUUUCGGUUGUUGGAAUUCUUCAAGAUGAGGUGGAUCCAAUGGUGUCUGUGAUGAAAGUUGAAAAAGCUCCAUUGGAGUCAUAUGCUGACAUUGGUGGAUUAGAUCAACAGAUUCAAGAAAUAAAAGAAGCUGUGGAGCUUCCUCUUACUCAUCCUGAAUUGUAUGAAGACAUUGGAAUAAGGCCUCCUAAAGGGGUUAUACUAUAUGGUGAGCCUGGGACAGGGAAGACUUUGCUGGCCAAGGCUGUAGCAAAUUCAACUUCAGCCACAUUUUUGCGAGUUGUUGGAAGUGAAUUAAUUCAGAAAUACUUGGGUGACGGUCCCAAACUAGUGCGAGAACUAUUUAGGGUUGCAGAUGAACUUUCCCCAUCAAUUGUCUUCAUUGAUGAAAUUGAUGCAGUGGGAACAAAGAGAUAUGAUGCUAAUUCAGGCGGUGAGCGUGAGAUUCAGAGAACGAUGUUGGAGCUGCUGAAUCAAUUAGAUGGUUUUGACGCUAGAGGAGAUGUGAAGGUCAUACUCGCGACUAACAAAAUUGAAAGUCUUGAUCCCGCAUUACUUCGUCCCGGUAGAAUUGAUCGAAAGAUUGAGUUUCCUCUACCAGAUAUAAAGACCAGGAGACGCAUUUUUACGAUCCAUACAUCGAAGAUGACAUUAGCCGAUGAUGUCAAUUUAGAAGAAUUUGUUAUGACAAAAGAUGAGUUUUCUGGAGCAGACAUUAAAGCUAUCUGCACAGAGGCUGGAUUGCUUGCUUUAAGAGAGCGGCGUAUGAAAGUAACCCAUGCCGACUUUAAGAAAGCCAAGGAAAAGGUGAUGUACAAGAAGAAAGAAGGCGUUCCGGAAGGGCUUUACAUGUAGAACUUUCUCUUAUCAACCAUCCUCAAUAUGGUUGACAUUCAACUAAUCUUAUUGUAAUUUAGAUGAAUUUUACAUUCUUGAAACCUGUUGAUCAAUAUCGCAUUCAUUAUAAGUGUACACAUUUUCUUGGUAUUACAUUAUUUCUUUAUGUAGCAUUUAUUGGACUAAUAUGGUUAUUAGAAUUUCAAUUCUAAUC